Messenger RNA from Triticum dicoccoides, 1838 nucleotides. Its product is annotated as aspartic proteinase nepenthesin-2-like. The coding region runs from base 94 to 1647 and encodes 517 amino acids. The record is from RefSeq and is a predicted model, not a curated record. Gene Ontology annotation, molecular function: aspartic-type endopeptidase activity. Lineage: Eukaryota; Viridiplantae; Streptophyta; Magnoliopsida; Poales; Poaceae. Gene Ontology annotation, biological process: proteolysis. The transcript has a single exon.
CCAACCCCCACCACCUUACCCUGUCCCGUCCGCCUCGGCUACCGUAGAUUACCUACCCCCAAAUCGCCGACGCGUCCUCCCUCUCUCUCAGCCAUGGCGAAGCUCAAGCACCUGCCCGUGUGCUCUCUGCUGCUGGCCGUCCUGCUCCUCGCGCUCUCGUCCUUCAGCGCUGGCGGCAACUCGUCGGUGUCCGCGUCGGCCGGACCGCUGUACGGCAUCGAGUUCCCGCCGUACAACACCGCCGUCGCCGACGCCGGCUGCGACGGCAGGCUGGUCGCCGAGGAGGCCGAGCUCGCGCGCCGGGCACCCUCCCUCAAGCUCAACAUGACCCGCCGCUCCGCCGACACCGCGGGGACGGGCUCGUUCGUCCUCGACUCGGCCAAGAAAGACGCGGCCCGCAUCGGCACGAUGCACGGCAGGAGGGCCGCCCCGUCCGGCGCGGCGAGACGGAAGGGCUCGCGGCCGCGGCGGGCGCUGUCGGAGCGGGUGGUGGCCACGGUGGCGUCGGGCGUGGCGGUGGGGUCCGGGGAGUACCUGGUGGACGUGUACGUGGGCACGCCGCCGCGCCGGUUCCGCAUGAUCAUGGACACCGGCAGCGACCUCAACUGGCUGCAGUGCGCGCCCUGCCUCGACUGCUUCCACCAGACCGGCCCCGUCUUCGACCCGGCGGCGUCCACCUCCUACCGUAACGUCACCUGCGGGGACAGCCGCUGCGGCCUCGUCUCCCCGCCGGAGUCUCCGGCGGCGUCGACCGGGAGGAAGUGCCGCAAGCCGCGGAGCGACCCCUGCCCCUACUACUACUGGUACGGCGACCAGUCCAACACCACGGGGGACCUCGCGCUCGAGGCCUUCACCGUCAACCUCACGGGCGCCGCCGCCGGGUCGACCCGGCGCGUUGACGGCGUGGCGUUCGGGUGCGGCCACCGCAACCGCGGCCUCUUCCACGGCGCGGCGGGGCUGCUGGGGCUCGGCCGCGGCCCGCUGUCGUUCGCGUCCCAGCUGCGCGGCGUCUACGGCGGCCACGCCUUCUCCUACUGCCUCGUGGAGCACGGCAGCGCGGCCGGGAGCAAGAUCAUCUUCGGCCACGACGACGCGCUGCUCGCGCACCCGCGGCUCAACUACACGGCCUUCGCGCCGGCCGCGGCCGACGCGGCGGACACCUUCUACUACGUGCAGCUCAAGUCCGUCCUCGUCGGCGGCGAGGCGGUCAACGUCCCGUCGGACACGUGGGGCGGCGCCAAGGACGGCUCCGGCGGCACCAUCAUCGACUCCGGCACGACGCUGAGCUACUUCCCGGAGCCGGCGUACCGGGCGAUCCGGCAGGCCUUCAUCGACCGCAUGAGCCCGUCCUACCCGCUCAUCGCCGGGUUCCCGGUGCUGAGCCCGUGCUACAACGUGUCCGGCGCCGGAAAGAUCGAGGUGCCGGAGCUGUCGCUGGUGUUCGCGGACGGCGCGGCGUGGGAGUUCCCGGCGGAGAACUACUUCAUCCGGCUGGAGCCGGAGGGGGUGAUGUGCCUGGCCGUCCUGGGCACGCCGCGCUCCGGCAUGUCCAUCAUCGGCAACUACCAGCAGCAGAACUUCCACGUCCUCUACGACCUUGAGCGCAACCGGCUCGGCUUCGCGCCACGCCGGUGCGCCGAGGUCUAGGCCGGCCGGCCGGCCUCCGUGCAUUUUGACUGAAAAUUUGUUGACUGGUAGGAGUUCGUAGGUGGCUCUGCUGACUGGAUGGGAAGAAGAAACGGUGAAGAAACUGGGUUGUGUGUAGAAAGAAACUGGGUUUGGAUUGACAAACAGAGCCUCUCUGAAAAGACAGUGUUUUUGAUGAAUUUUUGACCAAA